CUCUAAUCCCCAAACUAUCCCUUUCUCUCUCUCUCUGUCUCUUCCUUUCUCUCUCUUUUUAUAUCUUUUGUAAUAAUAACAACUGCUAGAAUUAAGAACCACAACACUACCUUUUGAGUUCGGAGCACAAUAAGGGAAGAAUAUGUGCCACGCUUUGCGUUGUUGAUAUAUAGCCCAACCAAUGGCGGAGGAGAAAAGACAAGAGCAAGUAGCGAACCCCAACAACUCAUCAUCCACCACCAUGCCAUUUUCCGAUCAGAUUCCCAACAACAACAACUCCAUCAUGAUGACUUUCCCUUUCCAACAACCAUCCACCAUCUUCGACCUCAUGAUGAUGCCUUCUUCUUCUUCCUUCAUGGACCUGCUCGCCGUGCAGGACUACAACGUGCCGUUAUUCGAUUGGCUCCCCGCCGGUGUCGCACACCAUCCUUCGCCGUCUCCGGCCAGCUCCAACGUCCCCGACUCCUCCGAGGUGCUCAACACGCCGGCGUCGCCUAAUUUUUCGUCGAUUUCCUCGUCGUCGAAUGAGGCUACGGUCAAUAACAACUCCGAACAACAGAGUGGGAAAGAAUUACAAGAAGAAGAAGGUGGUAAUGGAGGCAGAGGAGAUAACCAAGAUCAAGACAAGACUAAGAAACAGCUAAAAGCGAAGAAGAAGAAGAAGAAGAACCAAAAGAAGCAAAGAGAACCAAGAUUCGCGUUCAUGACAAAGAGCGAGGUUGAUCACCUAGACGAUGGUUAUAAGUGGCGCAAGUACGGCCAAAAAGCUGUGAAAAACAGCCCUUAUCCAAGGAGCUACUACCGUUGCACCAGCGCGGGUUGCGGCGUUAAGAAGCGCGUGGAGCGGUCCUCCGAAGACCCUUCCAUGGUGGUGACAACCUACGAGGGUCAGCACACGCACCCGUGCCCUGCUUCGGCUCGGUCUAGCCUUGGCUUCGUGACCCAACCUGCUGCGUUCGGUCCCUCACACUUUAUGCUGCCACAUCAAGCACAAGCUUCGGCUUUGAGUGUUGUUAGCUCCAGUAGUAACUACAUCAAUACGACAUCGUUUGGUGGGUUUGUUCAGGAUCACUCGACCCGUCGUGGUUUUGGACAUGAGGCUUUGUUGAGGGACAAUGGGCUGCUUCAGGACAUUAUUGUCCCAACUCAGGUGACCAAGGAGGAGAUGGAUUGAAUUGAACCAUGGGAGAUUAAUUAGUUGAUAUUUGACGAAUUUUGGUCCUGUUUAUAUUUAUUUGGUUGGGGAAAUUGCUGAUAAAUGAUAAUACUAAUUACUAUAUUGAUUGGUUUUAUUAUGGUCUCUCUCUGUAUUCACUGCAGCUAAUUGGUAUGGAUUGUAAUGCCCUCUAACUCGAUUGGAGAUGGGUCUCAACGGUUUUAAUUUUUGUUUUAGAGGUUACUGUGGAGCAAAUUGAAAUACCUCAGCUACAUUUGAGAUCAUAUGAAACCUUAUGGAGGUUCACUUUUAAAAUGACUAUUUCCCUUUGUAGCUUAUGCAUGGCCUAAGGUUCUGAUUUUGUUAAUUUAAUUAUUAUUAUUAUUUUUCCUUUCCUUAAUUAUAUGUAUGAGAUAUUCUUUGUAACUAGAGAUUUGUUGGAUGAUCCGACAUUUGAUGUUUUAAUCUUUUUUGUUCA
Molecule: messenger RNA, 1634 nt
Organism: Glycine soja
Lineage: Eukaryota; Viridiplantae; Streptophyta; Magnoliopsida; Fabales; Fabaceae
Product: probable WRKY transcription factor 48
Exons: 3
Coding region: 182-1174 (330 amino acids)
Biological process (GO): regulation of DNA-templated transcription
Molecular function (GO): DNA-binding transcription factor activity; sequence-specific DNA binding
Source: RefSeq, a predicted model, not a curated record